Messenger RNA from Aspergillus steynii IBT 23096, 3669 nucleotides. Its product is annotated as inositol polyphosphate kinase VIP1. Bases 1 to 3669 code for a protein of 1222 amino acids. The record is from RefSeq and is a predicted model, not a curated record. NCBI's taxonomy places the organism in Eukaryota, Fungi, Ascomycota, Eurotiomycetes, Eurotiales, Aspergillaceae. The transcript is spliced from 3 exons. Gene Ontology annotation, cellular component: cytosol. Gene Ontology annotation, molecular function: diphosphoinositol pentakisphosphate kinase activity; inositol hexakisphosphate kinase activity; 5-diphosphoinositol pentakisphosphate 1-kinase activity. Gene Ontology annotation, biological process: inositol metabolic process; inositol phosphate biosynthetic process.
AUGCCAGAGCGUUCGGACAAAUCUCCUUUCAGUCUACUUUAUGAUUCCGCGGCAUCUAUUUCUUUAAAGGGGAAUUCAUAUGGACUACAGCCCAAUCAAUCCAAGACGUCUAGAUCCGACGCGCUCGAGAAUCAAAUUGCCGCUGGUCGAGGCACUCAUUCCUCUACUCGUUCUUCCAGUCGUGCCCCCCGUCGAUUAAGUGGAAGUACAGCCACUAGCUCCGUCAGUGAAGCGGAGUAUACGUCUCCGUCUAUUGGAAAAAUUGGUGUCUGUGCCCUAGAUGUCAAAGCGCGCAGCAAGCCAAGUCAGAAUAUCCUCACACGCCUUCAGUCCAAGGGUGGGUUUGAGGUGAUAGUAUUUGGUGACAAGGUCAUCCUCGAUGAGGCCGUAGAGAAUUGGCCUGUAUGCGACUUUCUCAUUGCGUUUUUCUCCGAUGGAUUCCCAUUGGAUAAGGCUAUUGCCUAUGCACGGUUACGAAAACCGUUCUGUGUCAAUGACUUGCCCAUGCAGAAGGUUCUGUGGGAUAGACGUCUUUGCUUGAGGAUAUUAGACCACAUGAAUGUCCCAACACCAAAAAGACUGGAGGUUAAUCGAGAUGGUGGACCAAUCCUGGAGUCUUCAGACCUCGCCCAACACGUACAUAAGCUCACGGGCAUCAAGCUCGAGGGCCCUGAGGAUGGUACUGGGGGGGGCGCUUCAAAAACGAGGAGUGUCGCAUUAUCGGACGAUGGGGAUUCUCUUAUAGUUGAUGGCAAACCUUUCAGGAAACCAUUUGUUGAAAAGCCCGUGAAUGGAGAGGACCAUAACAUUCAUAUAUACUUCCCUAAUGAUCAGCAGUACGGCGGUGGUGGAAGAAGGCUCUUCCGAAAAAUCGGUAACAAGAGCUCUGAAUACGAUCCAGAUCUUGUUGUUCCCAGGUCUGUCAAUGAAGACGGCACAAGCUACAUUUAUGAACAGUUUCUGAGAGUGGACAAUUCAGAGGAUGUCAAGGCAUAUACAGUGGGACCAGAUUUUUGUCACGCCGAGACUCGGAAAUCACCUGUGGUGGAUGGGCUUGUUCGCCGAAACACUCAUGGCAAGGAAUUGAGGUAUAUUACGCAGCUGAGCAAGGAGGAAGCCGCAAUUGCCUCCAAGAUAUCCAAUGGAUUUGGUCAAAGAAUCUGUGGAUUUGACAUGCUUCGAGUUGGAGAGAGAAGCUAUGUGAUCGACGUCAACGGCUGGAGCUUUGUCAAAGAUAACAAUGACUAUUACGACAGAUGUGCUAGUAUUCUUAAAGAAGCCUUUCUGAACGAAAAGCACCGACGUGAAGGGAACCAGGAGCAGACCGAAACAUUUACUCCCGAUACUGGCCAUCCCUGGAGAUAUUCAGUAUCCCACAGGCACACUUUAAGGACACUGCUUAAAUCCCCAAGCGCAUCAAAGAUUCAUGGAAACACACCAGGUCACCAAACUUCCGAGCCGUCAGAUUCUUCUGGCUUGUUGGCGCCUUCCUCCACUACUGAGGCUCGCGAUCAUGUGUCUAGCCACAAUGCCUCAUCUAUGCAUGAGAAACAUUCAGCGUCGAGCACCUACGUUUCCCCACCCAGUGCUUCACCAGUCAUGUCGAUAAAUCUAAACGAGGGGGCUCCACCUCCACCUCCUGCUUCCAAACAUUCCUGGAAACUGAAAGGCAUGGUGGCAGUUAUUCGCCAUGCAGACCGCACACCUAAACAAAAGUUCAAGUUUACGUUUCACAGCCAACCGUUCAUUGACCUGCUCAAAGGGCACCAGGAAGAGGUGGUUAUCAAAGGAGAAGCAGCCUUGGCUAGUGUGUCCGAUGCUGUCAGAGUCGCGAUGAAGAAUGGACUCGAAGAUAUGGAUAAACUUAAAUUGCUACGCACAUCUCUGCAGAAGAAGGGAGGCUGGCCUGGAACAAAGGUGCAGAUCAAGCCGAUGUUUCGUAAGAAGGAAUCCGAAAAACCAUGCGGACAAGACUUGCUAGCGAACCAGAUGGCACACACCGACAACACUGAGGAUGACACUACGUGCCCUACUCCCAUUGAGACGCCAUCAGGGACCAAGGACACGAGCAGAUCUCAAACACGAAGCGAUUCAAUAUCUGGUGCAACGUUUUCAAGGUUUUCCGCAGCCGAGAAUGACCUUGUCCUGGAUAAACUUCAACUUGUUAUCAAAUGGGGAGGGGAGCCUACACAUGCAGCACGCUAUCAGUCCCAAGAUCUGGGGCUUAAUAUGCGCGAUGAUCUGAAAUUGAUGAAUAAAGAGGCUCUAAACAACGUCCGCAUAUUUACCAGUUCUGAGCGAAGGGUGAGCACCAGCGCUCAAAUCUGGGCUUGUUCUUUUCUUGACCAAAAGGAGCUCCCGGAAGAUUUCAUACAAGUACGCAAGGAUCUUCUGGACGAUUCCAACGCAGCUAAGGACCACAUGGACAAGGUCAAAAAGAAGUUGAAGCUGCUUCUACGAGAGGGCUCCGCGCCGUCGCAGUUUACCUGGCCCAAAGACAAUAUCCCCGAGCCAUCGGUUGUCCUAGCCACAGUUGUCGAACUCAUGAAGUUCCAUCGCGACGUCAUGAGACACAAUUUCCAAAGACUUGAAAAACCGCCGCAUCAUGUCACGGAAUCAGAUGACUUUGAGGACCCUGCCUUGUCGGACAUGCACACAGAAAAUCCUGCCCUCGCUUCGAUUCAAGGGCGGUGGUGUACUGGCGAAGACCCAACUUUAUUCAAGGAAAGAUGGGAGAAGCUAUUCGCCGAGUUUUGUGACACCGAAAAGGUCGAUCCCAGUAAACUCUCUGAGCUCUAUGAUAGUAUGAAAUUUGACGCCCUUCAUAAUCGACCUUUUCUGGAAUGGGUUUUCAUGCCACCUGACGGCGAAGAAGUUGAUGCCAUCGAGGAUAAUAAACCUAGCAGCGAAGGAGCAAGUCAUGAAAGGGGCGAGGAAGUCCCCGACAACUCUACCCUCGCUCGUCGACUUGGAUUGAAAAAGAGAAUGCACGCGUUUGAAUCAAUGCCCCAUUUCAGAGUACUCGAUGAUACUUAUGAUCACUAUUUCAAGUUAUAUCCGGGAUCAAGCUCCACGAAAGCCAAAUUGGAUGGAAGACUCUCUAAGCUGAGGGAGCUAUACAAACUGGCAAAGGUCCUUUUUGACUAUGUCACUCCCCAGGAAUAUGGCAUCACAGACACCGAGAAGCUAGAGAUCGGCUUACUAACGUCUCUGCCUCUUCUCCAAGAGGUUGUGAGGGAUCUCGAAGAGGUGCAGGCCUCGCAGGAUGCCAAAUCCUUUUUCUACUUCACAAAGGAGUCCCAUAUCUACACUCUUCUAAAUUGCAUCCUGGAGGGUGGGAUACAGACCAAGAUAGCAAGAACGGCUAUUCCUGAGCUGGACUACUUGUCUCAGAUUUGCUUUGAACUUUAUGAGGCUAAGGACUGCGAAUCGUCAACGAACUCCUACUCGAUUCGUAUUUCAAUCAGCCCCGGGUGUCAUGCUUUUGAUCCUCUGGAUGUCCAGCUUGACUCCAGGCACGCGAUUGGCUGCGCCCCAAGACGAAGUUUGACUGCUCACCAGGAUUGGAAAGAGGUCAUCGAAACACUCAAGGCAAAAUUUGACACUGUGAAACUACCGCAGACAUUCAUCGCAGUAAAUUUAAGUGACAAGCAUGUGUCUAAUUAUUAG